Melanaphis sacchari is the source of this 2011-nucleotide messenger RNA. RefSeq lists its product as uncharacterized. The record is from RefSeq and is a predicted model, not a curated record. The transcript is spliced from 3 exons. Bases 209 to 1705 code for a protein of 498 amino acids. NCBI's taxonomy places the organism in Eukaryota, Metazoa, Arthropoda, Insecta, Hemiptera, Aphididae.
AACACAACUUUUAUCACAAUCAUCAUUUGUAGCCGCCAUCAAGCCAAUAACAACGUUUAAAAGAUCACCAAUACCACCACCAUCACUGUCAUUAACCAGCUAUCAAGAGGAACCACGGAUAUUAUACCACCUUAUAUUCAUCAAUACGCAUAAAUAUAGAAUCCUUCCCACCCAGGCAUUUUUCCGGACAAUAAACCGUAACAAAGCAAUGGCGGAGGAAGUAGAAAAGUACGACAGCCAUCGUUUCGACGAUGUGUUCUACGCGUACACGGAAUUGUUCAUGAAAAGAAAUUUUACAGACGUGAGCUGGUCAAACGAUUUUCACGAAACAAACUUUGAUCGGGUGACGGCGUUCCCCAUAGAAAUCGUACGCCCAUAUAUGGAGCGACUUUUGCAGGUGCACGGCAAGGGACCGCUGCUGCACACAAUCAUAGCCGCGAAUUUUGAGUGCAAGCCGUUGCCGUCCAACACCGGACGGUUCACUCUCGUUAUGAACAACGCUCGAAACUCUUACACUAUGACGAACGACUUGGUGGGGCUGAUCGCCGCGUGCGGCCUGAACACGCGAAAGGUGGCGAACUGUGUGUACGAGUGCCUCCGGUGCCAAUCCUCCAUAGAACACCCGGAAAUUUCGAUGAGCAUUUACGAUCUGUUGCGGAUGCACGCAACGAAUUGCGAGAUGUCCAUCGACAGGAGAUAUCUCAAGCCGCUGACAGACUUUUGGAGGAAGUGCGACCACGACGCGUACAGAAACUUCCUGCACAAGACCGUGGCCGAGACCGUGCUCAUGAAGAUGGGGUUGUUAAUCAUUCGCCCGCAUCGGUAUAACGAGAUACCGUACUCGGUGUUCACGCGUAACAGGCUUGUGUCGUUACACAUGGUGUUGCAGUCGCGCAAGCGUCCGCGCUUUGACGAAGACGCGCUAAACAGGAUGGUCCAGGCCGGUUACUUUACAUUCUCGACUCCGAGAGCGACGAGCUGGCGCGAGUUAAAGAAAACGCUCAGGGAAUUCACGCGUACUCCGAUCGUCGACAGUAAGAUCACGUGUUUCAGUUGCCAUCACGCGGUCACCUUGAGCGCCGAGUUUGCCAAUGACCCGUGGAAAUACCACGCCAAGAAGUCACCGUCUUGCAAAUUUUUGUUGAUGAAGAUGGGCUCGGAUUACGUUAGACGGGUACGGGAAUCGAUGUACGACUUCCGUCCGAGGAACAGAACGGAGCUAAACGCGGCCGUGAUCGAUCCCGAGUUGGAUUUGCACCCACCAACUAUUCCUGUAGGGGAGUUUUUUGACAUGUGCGAAGGCAUGACUGAUCGAAAAACAACUGAAUUGCGAGUUGCCUUGUCCACGACCACCGUAACUGAAUGCACCGUGUGCAGCACCGAAUUGCGCACUGUUGCUUUGAUGUCGUGUUUACAUAUUGCGACCUGUGUAGAUUGCUCAUUUGCAAUUCGUGAUUGCCCGCUUUGCAGAACAAUAAUCACUGGCUUCAUGAUGCCGGUAUUCCAGUCCGACGGCUCGUUCUGGAUACAGCCAGGAUGCGUGGGUGGAAAUUAUUUUAUGAAUCUACCGUGUCGUCACUUGAUAGAGACAUGUGUCCCAAACAAUGUUAACCAAUGUCCAAAAGCGGAUGCUGUAGAAGAAGACAACAUCUACUGCGUCGUGUGCGGUAAAAUGAACUUAGGAAAAUUAAGAGUCUACCUUUAAAUAUUAGGCACUGCAAGUUUAAAUAUAUUAGUGUGUAGCAGUGUUUAAAUUAUUGACAAAAUAAAUUAUAGGUAAUAACGUAAAUAAAUAUGGGGACUCUGUAUACUUUUUGUAUGUCUCCAUAUUUUUUUAUAGCACGUUGUGUCGUAGUGCCGUACACCUCCUUUCAAAUUAAAAUAUAUUUAAAUAAUUAUAUAGGUAAUAAGUAGGGCUAGGAUUUAUAUGCAACAGUAUGUUUUUUUUGCAACUUUUGAUUAUUGCUUUUGUCAGUAAUGUGUACGAAACGCCUCACGAUGAGAAGAACAG